AUGGGAAUAUCUGGAUUGCUUCCCAUAGUUUUACCAAAGCUGGUAAGGAAGCACAUAUCUAGCUAUAGAUCGUAUAGAGUGGGAAUAGAUGGACACGGAUGGAUGUAUCAAGUUCUUCCAUGUGUUGCCGAAAAGCUGUUUUUCAAGAUACCUACAAAGCAGCACAUAAGUCUGUUUGAGUCAAAAAUCAGGCAUCUUGAGAAGCAGGGAAUAACGCCGGUGGUUGUGCUUGACGGAGAUAGCUUACUGAGCAAAGAAGCGACUAACAUGAGAAGAAAAUUAAAGAAGGAUCGCUGUAGAAAGGAAGCAGAAGCAUGGCUGAUGCAGAACAACCCAAUUAAGGCAAAGGCAUGCAUGAGACAGUGCAUUUAUGUUACAAACGAGAUUUUAUUGGACAUCACAAGAAUGUUGGAGAGAAUAAAUGUAGAGUAUAUUAUUUCUCCAUAUGAGUCUGAUGCAGAGCUGUGCUAUCUUCAGAAGAUAGGAUACAUAGACUAUAUAAUGACGGAGGAUAGUGAUUUGAUCGCAUACGGAUCUGAAAAUGUGCUCUACAAGUUUGAUGGUGCGUUUGUUUAUGAAUUCAAUAGAAUAUGCCUUGAGCAAGCGAAGGACCGGCACUUCAAAGAAAAUAUACUUGACAUUGCAAUCUUAAGUGGAUGUGACUAUCUGAGUUCAGUACAUGGGGUUGGCGUGGUGACUGCCCAUAAACUGCUUUCCAGAGAAAAAACUAUUGAACGGGUGGUUGAGCAUCUGAAGAGCAAGAAACCUGUUCCUAGUACUUAUCUAGAUGACUUUGCACGUGCAAAAAAGACUUUUAUGCAUCAGGUUGUUUACGAUCCUAUCCUUGGAAAGCGCAAGCAUUUGCAUGACACAAAUGAAAACCUGUUAUUCUUGGGCUCAUUUGAAGAAGAUGAGUAUACAGCUGAACGAAUCAAAAAUAUACAUGGCUCAGGUGGAAACAUUCAAAAUCCAAUUUUGAGUCUGCUACAAAACGCAAUAACAACCAAGAUCAAAAGACACUUUGUACCUAUCGUUAAAAAACGAGCAAUGAGUGCAAUAGAAUCAUCUGAAUUCAAAAGAAGGGAAACAAGGACAGUAGUAGAUACAAACACACACUCUCCAUACUUCAGUAGCAAUACAGCACAUUAA
Molecule: messenger RNA, 1149 nt
Organism: Ordospora colligata OC4
Lineage: Eukaryota; Fungi; Microsporidia; Ordosporidae
Product: putative exonuclease
Exons: 1
Coding region: 1-1149 (382 amino acids)
Molecular function (GO): DNA binding; 5'-flap endonuclease activity; metal ion binding
Source: RefSeq, a predicted model, not a curated record